Molecule: messenger RNA, 1029 nt
Organism: Salvia miltiorrhiza (redroot sage)
Lineage: Eukaryota; Viridiplantae; Streptophyta; Magnoliopsida; Lamiales; Lamiaceae
Product: 50S ribosomal protein L15, chloroplastic
Exons: 4
Coding region: 91-900 (269 amino acids)
Biological process (GO): translation
Cellular component (GO): cytosolic large ribosomal subunit; ribosome
Molecular function (GO): structural constituent of ribosome
Source: RefSeq, a predicted model, not a curated record
CGCACAUAAAAUAAAAUAAAGAGAAGAGAGCGAAAAUGGCAACAAAAUUGGAAAAAGACUAAAACUUUAUCAUAUUAUCUUCUCGUUGCGAUGGCUACUUGCUUACUCUCCCUCUCCUCCCCCACCACUUCCACAGCUACUCCUCAUCUGCGCCUCUUCUCUUCUCAUUUCAAGGGAAGUGUGAGAAAUCUGAGGGCGAGCCCAUCUCCGUUUCCUUCAAUAAACCUCUGCCACCACAAAGCGAAGCCACGGAAGCCGCUUCUUGUUCAGAAUUCCGCGGCCGUCCAGGAAACUUCUGGAAGCGUCGAGAAUGGUCGAUUCCGCCUCAAUAACUUGGGCCCGCAGCCGGGGUCCCGGAAGAAUGCAAAGAGAAAGGGGCGAGGGCACGCGGCCGGGCAGGGGGGCAGCUGCGGGUUCGGAAUGAGGGGUCAGAAAUCGAGGUCCGGUCCUGGCGUCAGGAGGGGAUUUGAGGGCGGCCAGAUGCCCCUCUAUCGAAGACUCCCCAAAUUGAGGGGAAUUGCUGGAGGCAUGCGUGCUGGAUUACCAAAGUAUGUACCAGUGAACUUGAAAGAUAUUGCAGAUGCUGGAUUUCAAGAAGGAGAAGAAGUUUCGUUGGAGUCCUUGAAGAAGAAAGGUCUCAUAAACCCAUCGGGAAGGGAAAGAAGACUUCCUCUCAAGAUCUUAGGUGAUGGGGACUUGAGUGUGAAACUCGACUUCAAGGCUCGAGCCUUUUCAGCUGCAGCAAAAGAGAAGAUAGAGGCGGCCGGUUGUUCAUUGACCGUUCUUCCUGGGCGAAAGAAAUGGGUGAAGCCAUCUGUAACGAAAAACCUUGCCCGUGCUGAAGAAUACUUCGCCAAGAAACGGGCAUCAGCUGACUGGACCGACUCGCCUUCGGCUUGAGCCUCAAUUUUCCCAGCAGCAUAAUAUAUGUAAAGCAACUCUUCAUUGUUGUAUGCUCAAAAUGUUACUUUGUUAGUCUUCUUUUUUUUUUUUUUGCAUUAAAUCCAAAUCCUGAGUAUUUGUUGAAUC